Fundulus heteroclitus (mummichog) is the source of this 1878-nucleotide messenger RNA. RefSeq names its product ATP23 metallopeptidase and ATP synthase assembly factor homolog (gene atp23). The coding region runs from base 98 to 799 and encodes 233 amino acids. The record is from RefSeq and is a predicted model, not a curated record. Lineage: Eukaryota; Metazoa; Chordata; Actinopteri; Cyprinodontiformes; Fundulidae. The transcript has 6 exons. Gene Ontology annotation, molecular function: metalloendopeptidase activity. Gene Ontology annotation, biological process: mitochondrial protein processing; mitochondrial proton-transporting ATP synthase complex assembly. Gene Ontology annotation, cellular component: extrinsic component of mitochondrial inner membrane.
UGACCCAGACACCCCAGCAGUGACCUCUCCUCCUGUUUAGCUAGCGGUGGAGAAGCCAGCCCAGCGAACCUGUGCUGACAUUCCCACCUCCGGUACCAUGGAUCAGGCCAAGCAAGAAGAAGACUAUGGAUAUGGUCACUACCCGGCCAGAAACACGGCGAAGCCCAAGAUGUCCCUACUCAGAGAGAGCCUGGGGACAAAGAACCACAAGUGUCAGUUCAUGUUGACGCUCGCCAUAGAAACCAGUCCCUAUGCCCAACUCCUCCUUAGUGCCAUGAAGAGCUCCGGCUGCGAGGUAUUUAGAGACAGGCAUUUCUCCUGCGAGGACUGCGACGGGACGGUCAGCGGCGGCUUUGACGCCGCCUCCUCACAGAUUGUUUUGUGCCAAAACAACAUCCACCAGCAGUCCCACAUGAACCGGGUCGUCACCCACGAGCUUAUCCAUGCGUUUGACCACUGCCGGGCCCACGUGGACUGGUUCAACAACUUCAGACACCUAGCCUGUUCCGAGAUCCGAGCAGCUAACCUCAGCGGAGACUGCGCCUUCAGGACCGAGCUCUCCAGAUUCAACUUUGGCCUAAAGGAGCAUCAGCAGGAGUGUGUCCGCAGCCGCGCCCUGCGCUCCAUCCAGGCCGUGCGGAAAAUCAGCCACGAGGAGGCGCAGAAAAUCGUCGACGAGGUCUUCCCCUCGUGCUUCAACGACCACGCCCCCUUCGGCCGCAUCCCGCACGGCAAGAAGGACGCCAAGUUCGCCUACAGGGAAUUCGUGAAAAGGGAUCGGUAUUACGCGAGCCUUUAGCGCUCGUCGUGACGGGGGGCUCCCCCCGCGGGCGCUCCGGUAACAUCGCCCCACCGACGGCCGGGGGGUCAGGAUCCCUCAGACCGGGGAGAAGUAAAUGACUGAGUUAAAACGUUUGUCGGCCCCUUUUAGAGGGAACAUUCAGGAGCCCUUUUCACACAUUGGUUUCGCCUUCUCGGCGUCACGGAACGCUUUAAAGGGGCUAAAGGCGUUCCUGGUUGGGGAUUCACGCAGACCGGACCCAGGAGGUUCCGUGAAGGACCUCCAUCGGUGCUCAAAGCAGCCUCCACCCCAGUUGUCAUCCCAGUUUCCCCACGCCUGAGCCCGGGAGGUCAUGUGUGAAAAGGGCCGGGGAUCAUCACGUGCUUUCGGACAGCGAGUCGAAACGAGAGCAACAACACAUUUCAUUUUUUUUCCUGCGGCGCUCUCGCCCCCCGUGUGAAGAGAUCGCAUUGACCAAUCCUGUACUUCGGGGGGUUGAAAGUGAAACGAGGCGACGAUAUCUUCUUUCCUUUUUGUUGUUUCGCCGGAUCAAUAGGCGGAACCCGAUAAGAGAUUUCCCUUUUUCGUCUCUCAGGUUUUGCAGUGAAAGUUCUGGAUUGAAAAGCGUAAUGAAACCAGAUCUUUACGCGCGGCGUAUAAAAAGGUACAUGACGUUUGCUUCUCUCUGUCGGACAUUAAAUAAGACUAAACCCUCCCUGUUUUAGGUCACUGGGAAUACAUUGUAUUUACAUGUCCUUCUAAACUGUAGAAUUUGGGGUCCUUUCCAUAAACCCAAUAUGCCUAAUAUUUGGCUGGAAUCUUGGCCCAUUACUUCUGACUGAGCUGGAGGAACUGAUUCAGGUUUGUCAGUCGGCCUCAUCUCACACAGCCUGUUCUGCUCAGCUCUUAAACUUCCUUUGGGACCGUGAUCAGAGCUUUGUGAUGGCCCGUACCAAACGUUGACUUUGUCGUCCUUAAGCCACUUUGUAACUGAUUUGGUGGUACGCUUCGGGGGUCAUUGUCCAUUUGGGAGACCCAUAUGUGUCGAAGCUUCAGCUUCCACCUGUCCUGUGAAGUGCACCGGUCCCUCGUGCAGC